AUGGCUCAAUACCUCACCACAAAAGCGGAGAAUGUUCUCAAGCGAACAGCUGAUUACAUUCAAUCCGACCAAUUAAACAUGGCCUUCUUGGAGUUGGGUACAAUUGUAUCUAAAUUUGGUCGUCAGAUUAAAACAUGGCACGAAAUUUAUGAAGAUGUUGCCAAACGAUUUAUCAAAGUCUCCGUAGAGUUGAGAAAGGGACAAGAAAUCAAGUCUAUCCUCUCCUCAUACCGAAACUUGUGUCAAGCCAGUGAACUUAAAUCAUUUGCCAAUGUUGUUCUUUUAUAUUUGGACCAGGCUGAAAAGAGGGCCCAAAAGGCAAUUGAAAAAUCAAAGAGCAAAUCUGUAGCCCUUGAUUUGGAGAAUGAAGUCCCAGAAAACGUUUUACUCAGCGAUGUUUCCGGUGAAGAUUUGAAAGAUAGAACCGACCGUGAAUUUGUUACUCCAUGGAUGAGAUUCUUAUGGGAAACCUACAGAGUAGUCUUGGAGCUUUUGAAGAGUACAAAGGAACCACAACUUGAAGCUGUUUAUCAUGAAACUUGUAAAAGAGCAUUUGAAUUCUGUCAAAAAUACGAGAGAAAGAACGAAUUCAAGAGACUUUCAGAUCUUUUACGUACUCAUGUGAAGGGCAUUGAGUUGACUUCGUAUGAAAGCAUUGAACACUAUCUUUCUGCUCGCUUUUUCCAAUUAACAGUUGCCAUGAAACUUGAUUUAUGGCAAGAUGCAUUCAAGAGCAUUGAAGAUAUCUACUAUUUGAUUUCAACCUCAAAAGAUGUGGUUAUUCCUGCUGAACAACUUUUGAAUUAUUAUGAGCAAUUAACCAAAAUCUUCUGGAACUCUAAACACUACAUCCUUCAUGCAUAUGCUCAAUAUAAGGCUUUUGGUAUUAACAGAAACAUUGCCAAUCAAACCAAAUUACAAGAAUCAGCCACUAAUUUAUUACUUUCCACCCUCACCACACCAUCCAAUGAUCAGACAGAGACCAUUCCUACAGACUUUGUUUCUGUGAGAAAUGAAAGAAGACUGGUCACUCUUCUUGGCUUGAGUGCUCCUCCAAGCAAACAACUUCUUGUUUCAGAAUUGGCCGCCAAGAAUGUCACACAAUUGAUAUAUCCUGAGUUGAAGGAUCUUUACAAAAUCUUUGAAGUCGAUUUCAACCCACUCAAGAUGUGUGAAAGAAUGAAGCCAAUUUUGGAAUUUGUUAAAUCCCGAGAGGAUUUGACUGUCUACUAUGAGCCACUCAAACAAAUGACUAUUACCAAGUUGUUAGAACAACUCUCAAAGGUCUUCCAAACUAUCAAGAUUGAAACUGUUUCAAAGCUUGCAGAUUUUGUUAGCCUUAUUCAACUUGAGAAGAUUCUUGUUCAAAAUGCUAGCUUGGGCAAAAUACAAGCUAGUAUUGACCACGGAAAGGGAGUAUUAGUCUUUGGUAAAUCUCCAAAAUCAUUUGAUGCCAGCGACGUUCAAAAGCAAAUCUCUGCAUUUGGAAAGAGAAUUCAUGACGUUGUUGACUUGAUUCAUCCUGAAAGAAAGAAGGAGAAGGAAGAGAGACGAAAGAAGCUCAUUACUGAAAUUUCCAAGAAGAUUUCUCCAGAAAUUGAGCAAAUUUCCUUCAGAAAUGACUUUAUUAGAAUGAAGAAGUUGUGGUACGAACAAGAGCAAAAGAGAGCUUUGGAAAAGGCUGAAGAAAGAAAGGUUGAGUUAGCCAGAUUAGCCGAAUUGGAAGAAGAAAGAAUGGCUCAACUCGAAGCUAAGAACAGAGAAGAGGAAAAGAAGAGAAGAGAAAAGAAGAUUGCCGAAGAAAAGAAGAAGAAGGAAAUUAUUGACCAAAUCACCAAUAAUAAUGUCAAGGCACAACAAGAUUUGCUAAAGAUUGCUAACAAAUCUUUGAAGAAGAAGAUUACCUCAUUGCUUGAAUUGGAAAUUGAUGACAUUAUUGAAUUGAAGAGAGGUGAAAUUCAACGUGAAAAGAAGGAAAAGGAGAAGAAGCUCCUCGAAAAGGCUAAAGCUUUGGACUACUUGGAAAUCACUCGUCGUGAAGUUGAAAUGCCAGUCUUUGAUGAUUACAACAAGAAGCAACAAGCUUUGAACAAGGAGGCAUUUGAAAACUACUUGAACAAACAAAAUCAAGAUCUUCAAAAGGAGUUAUCUGAAAUGAAGCAAAAGAAGCAAGAAUUUAGCAAAUACUUUGUUGAUCAAAAGGCAUUCUUGGACAAGUUUGUAUUAAAAUCAAGAAGAGAAGAGUAUGAGAAAUUAAAACAAGAACAAGAUGAAAGAAAGAGAGUAAAGAAAGAACAAUGGGAAGCUAAACGUAAAGCCCUCUUGGAAGAACGAGAGAAGAAGAGAAAGGAAGAAGAAGAGAGAAGAAAGAAAGACGAAGAGGAAAGAGAACGUAAGAAGAAGGAAGAAGAGGAGCUCAGAAAAAAGAGAGAGGAAGAAAGAGAAAGAGAGCGCAAGAAGAGAGAAGAACAAGAAGAAAUUCAACGCAAGAAGGAAGAAGAAUUUUACAGAAAGCAAAAAGAAAAAGAAAUGGAGCUCGACAAGAAGCUUAAGGAACAACAACCUCAAGCUCAAAAGGGUAGAUGGGACAAUUUGGACUCGGAGUCUUCUUCUUCUCCAUUCGGAAAGGGUUCAGACAAGCGCGCAUCAUUUGGUAGUGCCUUUGGUGGAGGUGGUUUUGGCAAGACAGGUGGUCGUGGUGGAGGCAGAGGAGGUGGUAGUAGUUCAAGUAGUGGUGGUGGUGACGAUGCCUUUUCAGCAUUCUCUUCGUCUAAGGGACGUGGAGGAGGUAGAGGCGGCUCAAGACAAUAA
Molecule: messenger RNA, 2811 nt
Organism: Naegleria lovaniensis
Lineage: Eukaryota; Heterolobosea; Eutetramitea; Acrasida; Naegleriidae
Exons: 3
Coding region: 1-2811 (936 amino acids)
Biological process (GO): formation of cytoplasmic translation initiation complex; translation reinitiation
Cellular component (GO): multi-eIF complex; eukaryotic translation initiation factor 3 complex, eIF3e; eukaryotic translation initiation factor 3 complex, eIF3m
Molecular function (GO): mRNA binding; translation initiation factor activity
Source: RefSeq, a predicted model, not a curated record